AUGUCGCCUAUAUCACAGAAGACGUAUCCCUCCUUCAAGAAUCUCUACAAAGCACUUCACAAGGAGCUUGUCGUGAUUCAGAACAGAACCGACGCUAUCCAUGCUGCGAAAGACAUUGAAAAGCAGAUCGCCUUGUUGCAGUACAAGAAGUUGAACCACAUUAGAGAGAACAAAGACGUGAAAGAAAUCAAUAGCCAAAUCGAGAAGUUGAUGAAGGGAGAAUUUGAAGAAUCAAAAGAGUUUAAGCACAAACACUUGAUCAAGCAGUUUGUAGAUGCUGGUGAAAGUAAAGACUUGGUGCAACAUAAGUACAAGUUGAACAACAUGGCCAACGUGGUUACCUUCCUCAACAGUCAGAGAGUCUACACCGAGUUGCUCGAGAGAUAUAAUCCUGGGUUAACCAUGAAGCAGGACGAUAACGUCAGAAGAACUGCCAACAGGGUCGGGCUUUCCGUGCCAGAGUAA
Scheffersomyces stipitis CBS 6054 is the source of this 465-nucleotide messenger RNA. RefSeq lists its product as uncharacterized. The record is from RefSeq and is a predicted model, not a curated record. The transcript has a single exon. Gene Ontology annotation, biological process: mitochondrial proton-transporting ATP synthase complex assembly. Gene Ontology annotation, cellular component: mitochondrial matrix. NCBI's taxonomy places the organism in Eukaryota, Fungi, Ascomycota, Pichiomycetes, Serinales, Debaryomycetaceae. The coding region runs from base 1 to 465 and encodes 154 amino acids.